This is a messenger RNA of Empidonax traillii (willow flycatcher), 1253 nucleotides long. RefSeq names its product Wnt family member 2 (gene WNT2). The coding region runs from base 32 to 1108 and encodes 358 amino acids. Gene Ontology annotation, cellular component: extracellular region. Gene Ontology annotation, biological process: canonical Wnt signaling pathway; cell fate commitment; neuron differentiation. The record is from RefSeq and is a predicted model, not a curated record. NCBI's taxonomy places the organism in Eukaryota, Metazoa, Chordata, Aves, Passeriformes, Tyrannidae. Gene Ontology annotation, molecular function: cytokine activity; frizzled binding. The transcript is spliced from 5 exons.
UUGACCUGAUGUGGACCGAAGCGUUUCUAACAUGAACUUUCUCCCUGGUAUCUGGUGGUCUCUUCCCUUGGUCUUGAUCUGGGCGACCCCACCAGUCACCUCUUCAUGGUGGUACAUGGGCGCCGUGGGCUCGUCGCGAGUGAUGUGCGACAACGUGCCGGGGCUGGUGAGCCGGCAGCGGCAGCUGUGCCGGCGGCACCCCGAGGCCAUGCUCUCCAUCGGCCGCGGCGUGGCCGCCUGGACGGCGGAGUGCCAGCACCAGUUCCGCCGGCACCGCUGGGACUGCAACGCCCUGGAGCGGGGGCAGCGCCUCCUCGGCCGCGUCCUGCUGCGCAGUAGUCGGGAAUCUGCUUUUGUGCAUGCCAUUUCCUCCGCUGGAGUUGUUUUUGCCCUCACCAGGGCAUGUAGCCAAGGGGAGCUGAAAUCUUGCUCCUGCGAUCCCAAGAAGAAAGGCUCUGCCAAGGACAGCAAGGGCCAUUUUGACUGGGGUGGUUGCAGCGAUAACAUCGACUAUGGCAUUAAAUUUGCCAGAGCCUUUGUGGACGCCAAAGAACGGAAAGGAAAAGAUGCAAGGGCACUGAUGAACCUUCACAACAACAGAGCUGGAAGGAAGGCCGUGAAGCGGUUUUUGAAACAAGAGUGCAAAUGUCAUGGUGUGAGCGGAUCCUGCACUCUAAGGACGUGUUGGCUGGCCAUGGCAGACUUUAGGAAAACAGGAGAUUAUCUGUGGAAGAAAUACAAUGGAGCAAUUCAGGUGGUCAUGAAUCAAGAUGGCACGGGUUUCACUGUGGCUAAUAAGAAAUUUAAGAAGCCAACUAAGAAUGACCUGGUAUACUUUGAAAGCUCUCCAGACUACUGUAUCAGGGACAGGGAUGUAGGGUCCCUUGGGACAGCUGGUCGGGUGUGUAACCAAACCUCCCGCGGCAUGGACAGCUGUGAGGUGAUGUGCUGUGGGAGAGGCUACGACACCUCCCGCGUCAGCAGAAUGACCAAAUGCGAGUGCAAGUUCCACUGGUGUUGUGCUGUGCGCUGCCAGGACUGCCUAGAAGUGGUGGAUAUUCACACUUGCAAAGCACCGAAGAGCGCUGGCUGGAUCUCCCGGACAUAAUGCACGGGCUGCUGAUGCUGAGGACCACAGCCUUUUGUCCUUCCUGUUCCAUGCAGGGAAGGACAUCUGAGGUCUUCACUACUUUUAUACCUGUUUUGCCUUUGUUGUUCAUUGCACAGAAGUUGCUGAAUAAUUAUUAGAAAUG